AUGACGUACCGUAGCCAUAUGGUGGGCCCCUCGAGGGCAUUCGAUCACAUCUACGAUCCAUUGUACGUGGCCUCUGACCGGAAGGACGUGUGCCGUGCGAACCAUGCCGCACUGGCCCGGACCGCCCCGAUCGGCAUCUUCCCGGUGUACCAGUCGAUGUUCAGUGAGUUGCCCCGAUUAACGCGCAACCACUACGUCAUGCACCGGAAUCCGUUACCGUACUUCCCGGAGGUACACAUCUCCCCGCUACGGUUGCCUCAUCCGGCGACGGUGGCAGCCGACACCUCCAAGGUACUCGGUUCCGAGCGGCCCAAAUUUUUCUGCCACCCGAACAUGGGCGAAACGGGCUGCAAUGUGCGGUAUGCGGCGGACCAUACCGAGGAGGAGUACUGCGGUUGCGAUGGUUACGAGCCAGAACACGGAGCGGACCAGCGGGGGGCGCCGCGCUUCCGUGAGGUUGCCUCCCAAACCAUGUACCGUGAGUCAUCGGCCCAAACACAACCCUGGAUGCCGACGGCGGUGCUGAAGGAGAGCGUCAUGCCGGCGGCCGAGAUAGUGUACGUGGCCGAGAUGCUGCAGCAUACGCGCUUUCCGGGCGUCAACGAGGUGGAGAUUGUGGAGCGCGCCCGUCGGAAACGGACCUGGGAGUACGCGCUGGGGAGCUGUGAUUCGAUCGACGAAUGGCGCCAGCAAAAGCUGAUGCUGCAGAUCUUCGAGUGGGAAGAGUGGGUCGCCCGGGAACGUCAGAUCGAUCGGUAUCAGAUGCUUCGAUUGCAACUCGUGGUAAAGAUUAUGGAGAAGCGGGAACGCGAUACGCACCAGGCGACCGAGGGUAAGAUGGAGAACACGAAGCGACGCAUCAACAAAGCGCGGAACGAUGCGAUGCACAAACUGGAGGUGACGUUCGAGCGGAAUCUGAGAAAGCUGGAGCGCAAACGGCAAGAGCAGAUUGCACGCUAUGGAUCGAGGGUACGGAGUCAGGGCGAUGUACCGAUGGUGUCGCUGGAAGCGCUAACGGGGGGACGAAAGAAGUACACCAAACAGUCGUACGACUACGAUCCGAAUCUCAUCGAAGUUGGAUUGGCAAAGCUGGAGAAGAAAGCUACGAUCACACACAAGUUUGUUGAUCCGCGCGAUCAGCGACCGGAACUGUGGAAGCCGAAGGAAGUUUGUCGUGAGUUCCAGAAGGGUUUCUGGUCGGAUAACUUCCUCCGGAAGUUGUACGAAUCAUUGAAGCAAUUUCGCAACCGCAAGGACAGCGAGCGUACGGUUCCGCAAUGUCUGAUCGUUGUGUCCUCUCCGACGGAAAGUCUCAUUCCAUCGCCCCUACCGACCACCACACCGGAAAGGGAGAACGAUACGCUGUACCAGCAGGCAAUCUUGCUACAACGGUUGAUCCGUGGACGUGCCACACAAGAGCUGAUCCACCGGGAGUACGCGGCGGAGCACGAUCUGAUGGAGGAUCUCAUUGCUAGCCAUCGGUUACCGGUGGUCGAGGAGUUUUUCCCCCACUCCGAUCUGCUUCACGGUGGGACCGGUGGUACUGGAGUGGCUGGAAGUGUGCGCGAACGUUACCUGCACAUUCUGCGCAACGAGCAGCUGUUGGAUGAGUUCGUCGAGAGCAGUACGCACGCACAGAUGAGCUCGCUGAUGGGGACACUCGAGCGGGAACUAACUCGGCUACAGAACGAACGCAACACCCAAGCAUUCUAUCUGCUCACCGAGCGUGAACGUGGCCGGCGUGAGUCACGCUAUCAGGGUGAGGAAAGGAUGCGAUGGUCUGAUCAGAAGCUUCUUCCGGUCGCUGGAGGCGAUGAGUUGGAUAUCUAUCUUGAGAAUGCGCUGCUCGAGCAGCAACAGCAGGCGGACGAUGUGGAGGAAUGGCGCGAUCGGAUCCACGAGUUGGCUCGUCAGUUUGACGAGGAAGCCGAUCGUCCUCGUACGGAUGCUGGUGAGACGAUGAUGCCAGCCGAGCCUUCGUUGAUGGCGGACCACCCGUCCGGAACUGAAGGAGGGUCAGGUACCAUAACGGGCUCGCUGGCGGAUGAGAUGCUACUACCGGACAUAUUCCGCCGGGCGGCACGAGAAAACAUAAAAUUCAAACAGCGAACUCUGCUGGCCAAUGUUCACGAGCUGCUGUACAACCGGAAGGAUGAGGAGGACGACAGUGGGGGCGAGCAGCAGGAGCAGCGUGGUCCGAAGGUGGAAAUCGUUAGCCCGACAACCGAACCACCGCCACCGGAGGAGCAACGUGUCGUGAACGGAUUGCUGGCCGGUUUGAUCGAUCGUGCCGUGCAGCAGCCGGCCGUUCCCGAGUCGGCCUACUCGGAGAAUGAGGUUGAAGAGCUACCGGAAGACGAGGAGGCAGUGGAAGGAAGUGAUUUCUUCGGGCUCGAUUCGGCAGAGCUGGGCACCGAGGAGGCACUCCAAGAAGAGCCAGCUGGAGAGGGUGAGCAGGAGGAGCAGGAGGAGGAGGAGAUUGGCAGAAUGGCGAGUGAGUUGAUCGACGACAUUCUUAGUUGCGUGCUCGAUGUUUCGGAGUAGUAGAGGCGAGUGGGGAGCUCCGGACGAUGAUGAUAGCCCUACCGAUGCAGCUGAGAGUGGUUGACCCCAGAUGGGGUUAUCAGAAUAGAAAUUCGCGACGCGAUCGAUCCCAGAUUGCACAACGGUUUCAUGAGUCAUCGUAAUCGCAGCCAGCAACGGAUCGCAGCCUUACCACUACAUUAU
Molecule: messenger RNA, 2727 nt
Organism: Anopheles darlingi
Lineage: Eukaryota; Metazoa; Arthropoda; Insecta; Diptera; Culicidae
Product: cilia- and flagella-associated protein 91-like
Exons: 3
Coding region: 1-2544 (847 amino acids)
Source: RefSeq, a predicted model, not a curated record